CGCCCGUCCGCCUCCCCCCCCCCCCCCCGGCGCGGCCCCCCGGCCCGCGGGUUACAUAACGGGCCCCGCGGAGGGCUCUCGCGAGGUUUCCACCGCCCCCUCCUCGCUCCACGUCAGAGGGAACCGGGCGGAGCGGCCAACAUGGCGGAGCGCAGGCGACACAAGAAGCGGAUCCAGGAAGUUGGUGAGCCAUCUAAAGAAGAGAAGGCUGUAGCCAAAUAUCUUCGAUUCAACUGUCCAACAAAGUCUACCAAUAUGAUGGGCCAUCGGGUUGACUAUUUUAUUGCUUCAAAAGCAGUGGAUUGCCUUUUGGAUUCAAAGUGGGCAAAGGCCAAGAAAGGAGAGGAAGCUUUAUUUACAACAAGGGAGUCUGUGGUUGACUACUGCAACAGGCUUUUAAAGAAACAGUUUUUUCACCGAGCACUAAAAGUAAUGAAAAUGAAGUAUGAUAAAGACAUUAAAAAGGAAAAAGAAAAAGGAAAAGCUGAAAGUGGAAAAGAAGAAGAUAAAAAGAGCAAGAAAGAAAAUCUAAAGGAUGAAAAAACCAAAAAGGAAAAAGAGAAAAAAAAAGAUGGUGAAAAGGAAGAAUCCAAAAAGGAGGAAGCUCCAGGAACUCCCAAAAAGAAGGAAACUAAGAAAAAAUUCAAGCUUGAGCCACAUGAUGAUCAAGUUUUUCUGGAUGGAAAUGAGGUAUUUGUGUGGAUCUAUGACCCAGUUCACUUUAAAACCUUUGUCAUGGGAUUAAUUCUCGUGAUUGCAGUGAUAGCAGCCACCCUCUUCCCUCUUUGGCCAGCAGAAAUGAGAGUGGGUGUUUAUUACCUCAGUGUGGGUGCAGGCUGUUUUGUAGCCAGCAUUCUUCUCCUUGCUAUUGCUCGUUGCAUUCUGUUUCUCAUCAUUUGGCUCAUAACUGGAGGAAGGCACCACUUUUGGUUCUUGCCAAAUCUGACUGCUGAUGUGGGCUUCAUUGACUCCUUCAGGCCUCUGUACACACAUGAAUAUAAAGGACCAAAAGCAGACUUAAAGAAAGAUGAAAAGUCUGAAACCAAAAAGCAGCAGAAGUCUGACAGUGAGGAAAAGUCAGACAGUGAGAAAAAGGAAGAUGAGGAGGGAAAAGUAGGACCAGGAAAUCAUGGAACAGAAGGCUCAGGUGGAGAACGGCAUUCUGACACAGACAGUGACAGGAGGGAAGAUGACCGAUCCCAACACAGUAGUGGAAAUGGGAAUGAUUUUGAAAUGAUCACAAAAGAGGAAUUGGAACAACAAACAGAUGGUGAUUGUGAAGAGGAGGAAGAAGAUGACAAUGAUGGAGAAACAACUAAAUCUUUACAUGAAAAAUCAUAAUCUGCCUAAUUUGGGGACUAAAAAAGUGCAAGAGGUUGGAUUUCUAUGUUGGCUGAUCAUCAUAAUGCAUACCUGACAUUUGUAGCAUUCUUUAAGUCCACUUACUGAAAUGUAUUUGACAUCCAGGGACUAUUCAGUCCUUCAUUUCAUAGAAUACUAUUAUUGGUACAGUCAGAAGCCAUUUAUAAGUUUUAUCUAUUUGAUAAUUUUACAGUACAUAGGUCUCAUUAAUUUUGAUAGUUGUCAAAGGUGCACUUUCCACAAUGACAUUGAGAUUAAUGGCAUUUUUGAUAGUUGUAUGGCUUUUUACUGUUAGACUAAUCAAAAUAAUUAAAUGGGUAAAAAGAAACAACAAAAUUUCAGAUUAUGUGCAGUUAUGUAGCCAUUUCACAGUUUCUUUGAGAUGAAAUGCUUAAACUCACUGUUUUUGACAGUUAACUUUUGUUGAUUAUAAAAUUAUAUCAGGAAAUUUCUAAGAUUCUAAGUUAACAGGGUUCAAAAGCAUUCUGUGGAAACAAGCCAACUAGUAUACUGAAACAGCACUUAUAGUUUAGCUACAAAUUCUCCUUUUCCAGCUUAAGAAAUCCAAACUGGUUUGUACAUCGGAUUCAGAGAGGGGUGGUCAUCUCCAACAGAGAAAGCAAGCGCGUUGAGUGGGAGGGGAUGACUCUUCUUCCCAUUUCCUUGUCGUAAAGUAAAUGUAUUCUGUAUAUAAUUUACAAAUAAACAUUUUAUUUUAAUUGUUACUUAUUAUUUAGACAUUUUCCUAACACUUAAAUUUGUAAAAUUAAGACCAUUUAAGGGUAUGUUUUUAGAGAAAUGGAAGUUCCAAUAACCCACAGAACAUCUGUGAUCUUUCUACAGCAGCUUCAAGUUUUGUGCCAACAUUCCAUGUAUUUGAAUGAGUUAAAACGAUCCUUAUUAAAUAAGAACAGACUUAAAUUAGCUGUUUGUACGCCUUAAUGUUCAGUUUGAUUUAUCUUAAAUCUCUACAUUCUGAAGUAGGUACUGUAUUAUCAGACCUGGAGGCACUGCUAUGAAAGAUAAUUCACUGUUCUAAAAUAUCAAUUUAAAAUAAAGAGCAUACAAGAAAACAUGAGAAAA
Messenger RNA from Myotis daubentonii (Daubenton's bat), 2445 nucleotides. It is a transcript of the gene SEC62, whose product is annotated as SEC62 preprotein translocation factor. Gene Ontology annotation, biological process: post-translational protein targeting to membrane, translocation. Gene Ontology annotation, cellular component: endoplasmic reticulum membrane; endoplasmic reticulum. NCBI's taxonomy places the organism in Eukaryota, Metazoa, Chordata, Mammalia, Chiroptera, Vespertilionidae. The record is from RefSeq and is a predicted model, not a curated record.